CGACACGCCGCCCGCGCAUGCGCAGCCCGACGCACCCCUCCCCGCGCCCGGUCGCCCGCUCGGUAUUAUGAUUUGCGCUGGGUGCGGGGAUCCGGCGGCCGGGAAGGAGUUGUCGGCGCCGCGGCCGCUGCAGAAGAACGUCCGCCUGGCGGCUGAGGAGAAAGAGGCAGCUAGCAAGCACCAGUGGUAACGAGGACCUCGCUGCCCACGGCGCGCAGGAGUCCCUAGAUUCAGAUACCAAACCUGAUUGCCACGCCACUUUCCUGACACAUCUAAGCUGACUGAUAGAGGAGGGCAGCGGUUACGUCGGGGGUGGGCAGCCCGCAGGGUCUCAGAGCCGGUGACCGCUACAGAGCCAUGCAGUGGACACGGACACACUUGAUGUCCAUGGCAACGUUGAAAAUGAACUGCUUAUUUUCUGCAGAUCCUCUUCUAUGAGAAGAUCCCGCUCAGGCGUUUGCAUAUUUUUCCUUCUGCCGGACAGCAUGGCAGGCUUCAAGCGGGGCUAUGACGGGAAGAUCGCGGGCUUGUAUGAUCUGGAUAAGACCUUGGGUCGGGGUCACUUUGCAGUGGUGAAGCUUGCCAGGCAUGUCUUCACGGGGGAGAAGGUGGCAGUCAAAGUUAUUGACAAGACAAAACUGGACACUCUAGCCACCGGACACCUGUUCCAGGAGGUGAGAUGCAUGAAACUCGUGCAGCACCCUAACAUCGUGCGCCUGUAUGAGGUGAUUGACACCCAGACCAAACUCUAUCUUAUUCUAGAACUUGGAGAUGGAGGAGAUAUGUUUGAUUACAUCAUGAAACACGAGGAGGGUCUCAAUGAAGACUUGGCCAAGAAGUACUUUGCUCAAAUAGUUCAUGCUAUAUCUUACUGCCAUAAACUCCAUGUGGUUCACAGAGACUUAAAACCGGAGAAUGUGGUUUUCUUCGAGAAACAAGGUCUUGUGAAGUUGACAGACUUUGGUUUCAGCAACAAAUUUCAACCAGGGAAGAAGCUCACAACAAGCUGUGGAUCUCUGGCAUAUUCAGCUCCAGAAAUUCUGCUUGGUGACGAGUACGAUGCCCCUGCUGUAGACAUUUGGAGUCUGGGCGUGAUCCUGUUCAUGCUGGUGUGUGGGCAGCCACCCUUCCAGGAGGCCAACGACAGUGAGACCCUGACCAUGAUCAUGGACUGCAAGUACACAGUGCCCACCCACGUGUCCAAGGAGUGCAAAGACCUGAUCACCCGGAUGCUGCAGAGAGAUCCCAAGAGAAGGGCCUCCUUAGAAGAGAUCGAGAACCAUGCCUGGCUCCAGGGUGUGGACCCGUCCCCGGCCACCAAGUACAACAUCCCCCUGGUGUCCUACAAGAACCUCUCGGAGGAGGAGCACAACAGCAUCAUCCAGCGCCUGGUGCUCGGGGACAUCGCAGACCGAGACGCCAUUGUGGAAGCCCUGGAAACCAACAGGUACAACCAUAUCACAGCCACCUACUUCCUGCUUGCCGAAAGGAUCCUGAGAGAAAAGCAAGAGAAGGAAAUCCAGACGCGGUCGGCCAGCCCGAGCAACAUCAAGGCUCAGUUCAGGCAAUCAUGGCCAACCAAAAUCGAUGUGCCCCAGGACCUUGAAGAUGACCUGACAGCCACGCCUUUGUCCCAUGCCACUGUCCCUCAGUCUCCUGCUCGGGCCGCCGACAGUGUCCUCAAUGGCCACAGGAGCAAAGGUCUGUGUGACUCAGCCAAGAAGGAUGACCUCCCCGAGCUGGCAGGGCCUACACUGUCCACCGGGCCCACCUCGAGCCUGAAGCCGGCAGUCAGCGGGCGGAAGUGUCUAUUCCGGGUGGAGGAAGACGAAGAGGAAGAUGAAGAGGACAAGAAGCCCAUGUCCCUGUCCACACAAGUGGUUCUGCGGCGGAAGCCAUCCGUGACCAACCGCCUGACGUCCAGGAAGAGUGCACCCGUCCUCAAUCAGAUCUUUGAGGAGGGGGAGUCUGACGACGAAUUUGACAUGGACGAGAAUCUGCCCCCCAAGCUGAGCAGGCUGAAGAUGAACAUUGCCUCACCAGGCACCGUGCACAAGCGCUACCACCGGCGGAAAAGCCAGGGCCGUGGCUCCAGCUGCAGCAGCUCUGAGACCAGCGAUGAUGACUCGGAGAGCCGGCGGCGCCUCGACAAGGAUGGGGGGUUCCCCUACUCCUGGCACCGGCGGGACAGCAGCGAGGGGCCCCCGGGCAGUGAGGGGGAUGGUGGGGGUCAGAGCAAGCCCAGCCAUGGCAGCGGCGGUGCGGACCACGCCAGCCCAGGUGACAGGAGCACGGGCGGGGGCAGCCCCUCAGGGGGCACGGGCGGUGCCCCUGGUGGCACCUCGGGCUCCACGCGCCGCUGCGCCCUGGGGCCCCCCAGCUCUGUGCAGCUGGCCUCCCGCAGCGCCGGGGAGCUCGUGGAGAGUCUCAAACUCGUGGGCCUCUGCCUGGGCUCCCAGCUGCAUAGUGGUGCCAAGUACAUCAUUGACCCGCAGCGGGCGCUGGCACUGUCCAGUGUGAAAGUGCAGGAGAAGUCCUCGUGGAAGAUGAGCGUGGGCCCCACUGCAGGUACAGGCCAGGCCCCAGCCGUGGGCAGUGUCAAGUUCUUCUCCGAACAUGUGGCCGGGGCCAGCACCGAACUGGACCGGAUAAAGAGCAAGAACCUGAAAAACAGCGUGCUCCAGCUACCUCUGUGUGAAAAGACCAUCUCUGUGAACAUCCAGCGGAGCCCCAAAGAGGGGCUGCUGUGCGCCUCGAGCCCGGCCAGCUGCUGCCACGUCAUCUGAUGCCGGCCGCCACCCGCUCGUGACAGUGCAUGGUCUCUGCAUGCUGCUAGACCCUACUUUCCAGCCAAAAAGUCUACUGUGUAGUUUUUACAUUUAUAUUUUAAUGUGGACAACCAUGAUGAAAUUAAAAUGUAUAUUUGGAACCUAAGAUAAAUGGAGCACUUAGAAAUUUGAUUUUCUGCACUUAACCUAGAGAGAGAGAAAAAAAAAAAAUGUAUUCGUUUCUUGUGCAAAAUCUAAAUUCCUGUUUCGACUUUCUGUGAUCCAGAAACUCCGUGCUCCGAGGCACCACGCGGUGCCCGAGACAGAACCAAAGCAAUAACACGCAGAGGCCCAGCCCGGCCCCAACCAGCCCCAGCCCAGCGACGAGGUGGCCCUGCUGCCCCCGCCUGGGGGAGCUAAGGACAGCAAGCGAGCACGCAGAGAAGCCUAAGCUGCCAACUGGAGAGUCAGGCGAGGCUGGGACUCACGAGGACCGGAGCAAGUCUCCGUGCUCCCCGUAGGCGAGGUGGAGGACGUGGGUCCCUAAGGCAGCUCCCCUUGCAGACAGUCCUGAGCCAUGAUGAAAUGAAUCCUGAUCUGGACUCUCCCGACAGAGCGUCGCCUGUCCAUCCGUCUGUGCAGCAUCCAUGCAGCAGAGCAUUGGCUGCCCUAUGGGCAGCUCCUGCGCGACCCGGUGGUGGGGCUCAUCACAAGCGUCCUCCCAGCCUGGCAGAUGGAGGAGGCGGCAGGGUUGCCUGUGGGCGGAAGCCCCGUGGAUGUGACGCAGAUGCCUGGACUUGUUUCUCAGCAGCGCUAGUUAGCUAGUCUUUUUGUAUCUCCUCCAUUCCACCCUCGCUCAGCUAGCUGUGAAAACUGGCCAUCAAAACACACACUGGAAAGGUAAGAGUCACAGCAGCCGUGCGCACAGCCUGCUCUGCAGCUGUCCUGCAUCUUUGUUUUGCCUUCCUGCCAGCGAACAAUCAGAGGACUCCUGCUUGAACUGUGCAGUGCAAACCGUGCGGAUGACCGGCUCCGCGGCCUUCACAUGUAGGGUGUGCUGUAGCGCGGACUGGGAUUUGCGAGGAGCUGUGGCCCAUCUUAAAAGCAGUGUCCAGCAGCCUUUGAAGUGGGCCCUUCCCUCACCCUCCAGCUCAUCCCGGCUCUGAGUGCCAGCUCAGCUCAGGGCAGGCCAAGCCUGCCCCUGUGGUGAAGCCCACACCCACCCCACCGAGUGCAGCCCUGCUUGCUCACUGCUGGGCCGGCCAGGUCUCCUAAGCUUCAGUCCCUGUGACGUUUAUGCUGAAAGCUAUGAGACUUCAGGUGUGCGGGAAGCCAUAGGGCAUGUUUGCUUGAAAUUCUUGAGCAGGGAUCUCCUAAGGGGCCAGAAGCAGGAUAUGGGGUUUACGUGCCAGCGAGUGGAACAUCUGUGUUAGAUGUAGGAGAGAAGUUUCUGAAGGGCGUUGGCAAUAAACUCUUUGUCACAGCUGUUUCCCAAGUCCUGUAAAUACUUCCCCGUGAGUGCAGACAGCCUCGGAUGGCGCCUUUUACUGACCCUGCGUGGGUGCCCAAGGGUUUUGUUCCAGUGUACAUAUGGUGCUCACCCAGGACAGCGUGUGCUGCAGAGCUGUGUCAUAGCCUUAGUAGUCCGUGUGCUUGGUCGGCCCCAGGCCCACCCGUCCGUCCGUGAGUGACUGCAUGUGUCACGUGUUGUCCUGUGUUGUCCUGAGGGAGGGAGCGGAACACCAUUCCACAGAGACACUCGGACCAAACCCAUGACCUGCUCUAGGGUCACCUGCACCCUAACCUCUGUCUCCAGAAGUUCCAUAGUUACAAUAGUGCAUAAAUUAAAUAUUGUGGAAAAGUCUUGUAUUUUUCUGUAUGUGUGUAUAUAUAUAUAUAUAUAUAUAUAUAUAUAUAAAAUUAUGUACUUCCGGCAAUUCUGUAUGUAUUUAAAGAUGUGACAAUCCUGACACCAACUCUUAAGAAUAGCUGUGCAGCUGGCCUGAGCCUCAGGGCCCCUCGAGUGCCAUGCGUGUUCCCAGGGCAUACGGUUCUCAGCCACUUACAGUUCCGGUCGAUUUUCCUCAUUGUAUAAACAUUGACAGGUCUGUGACAAAUGGGAAAAUAAUCCAGAUAAUAAAGUGACAUUGGUGUUCAGCAAUA
Messenger RNA from Cavia porcellus (domestic guinea pig), 4931 nucleotides. RefSeq names its product SNF related kinase (gene Snrk). Gene Ontology annotation, cellular component: cytoplasm. Gene Ontology annotation, molecular function: ATP binding; protein serine/threonine kinase activity. The record is from RefSeq and is a predicted model, not a curated record. Gene Ontology annotation, biological process: intracellular signal transduction; protein phosphorylation. The transcript has 8 exons. Lineage: Eukaryota; Metazoa; Chordata; Mammalia; Rodentia; Caviidae. The coding region runs from base 435 to 2786 and encodes 783 amino acids.